GUUAAAGCUUUGUAUAUAUUGAUGAAACCCAAUUGUGUUCUCUUCAAAUUUGUCUAAUCUACCAAAAACAAAAGCAAAAGCAAAAGCAAGACAUUCUGUGCCACAAUCUACAAUUUUUGGGAACAGCUGAGAAGAAUGGAAAACGAAGAACAAUUGACGAAAAUGGAACUUCAUUUAGAAUCUCAAAUACGGAUUGAAAGGACAGUGAAAGAAAAAGUUGACAUGAAGAAAACAAUUGAAAAGAAGUUGCGAGAGAAUUGCUCAUGUUCAUCGGAUAAGCUUAAAAACCUAAUAACUGGUUUCUUCCCAGUCCUCCAUUGGCUCCCAAGGUACAAGCUAAAAAAAUGGAUUUUAGGUGAUACCAUUUCGGGUGUGCUUGUCGCUGUUGUCAUAGUUCCUCAAGCAAUAGCAUAUGCACUGCUUGCUGGUUUAGAAACCAGCGCCAGUUUGUAUACAUCCUUUUUCUCCUGCAUUAUUUAUUUCUUGAUGGGUACUUCACGCCAUAUUUCAGUGGGCAUUUUCAGCUUAAUAUGCCUCUUGGUGGGGCAGGUGGUCGAUCGGGAACUUCUUCUGGCUGGAUUCGAAGUUGAUGAGGAUAUCAAUGUGAUGCCAUCAGCAAUGAGCAAUGCAAAUAACUGGAACAUCACUAACGCCAAUACAUCCAUGAUAAAGAAUGUCACCCUUUCUGGAUUGCUGGGUUUUGAAUGUGAUAGAAAAUGUUAUGCUGUCAGUGUUUCAGCUGCGCUAACAUUUAUGUGUGGCAUUUAUCAGUUACUGAUGGCAGUUUUCCACCUUGGAUUUGUAUCCAAGUAUCUAUCUGAGCCCUUGCUGGAUGGAUUUGCAACAGGUGCCUCAAUUACCAUCGUAACAAUGCAAGUCAAGUAUCUCAUUGGAGUAAAACUGCCACGUAGCCAUGGACCGGGUAGUGUUGUUGUAACUUGGAUAAACAUUUUUAAGAACAUUCACAAAACCAAUUUCUGUGAUCUGAUAACAACUGCCAUUUGCAUGCCUUUGCUAAUUGCUUCCAAAGAAUUAGGAGAAAGAUACAAGGACAAGCUUAAGUUUCCCUUCCCAAUGGAACUGACUAUCGUAGUUAUAGCUACAAUAAUAUCUCAUUUUGUAAAUCUAAAUGAAAUGUAUGGCUCAAGCAUUACUGGUCCAAUCCCCACUGGUUUCUUACCUCCCACGGCUCCAAGUUUAUAUCUUUUACCAAGAGUUGCUAUUGAUGCUAUAACACUUGCAAUUAUCAGCUUUGCCUUCACAAUCUCACUGUCUGAGUUGUUUGCAAAGAAGCAUGGAUACACAAUUCAUGCCAAUCAAGAGACUUACGCUCUUGGAUUCUGUAAUGUAAUACAAUCAUUUUUUCAUUCAUAUGCUUCCAGCGCAACUCUGGUUAAAACACUUGUUAAAGAUUCCAGUGGUUGUCAGACUCAGCUCUCUAGUCUUGUCAGUGCUGUGCUGGUAUUAAUGCUGCUUCUUUUCUUAGCUCCUGUAUUCUAUUCUUUGCAGAAGUGUGUUCUAGCAAGCAUCAUUAUAGUCAGUCUUAGGGGAGCUCUCAUGAAAUUUCGUGACCUGCCAAAGUUAUGGAAAAUGAGCAAAAUUGACACUAUGGUUUGGUGGGUCACAAUGCUGUCUGUAACUUUAAUAAGCACUGAACUAGGCCUUUUCACAGGGGUAACAUUUUCAAUUCUGUGCGUCAUAAUUCGCACCCAAGUACCCAGGACAGCUUUGUUAGGUCGAAUGCAGGAUUCAACUCUGUAUGAAGAUCAAGCAGAGUAUAAUAAUCUUUCAUCUGUUCCCCAAAUUAAAAUCUUUCGUUUUGAAGCUGCCCUGUACUAUGCCAAUAAAGAUUACUUCCUGGAAAGCCUAAUGAGGAAGGUUGGUCUGAAUCCUGCUUUGGAAAUUGCAAAGCAGAAAAAGGCAGAAAGCAAACAAAUUGAAAAAAAGAAAGCAGGGAAAACAUUCAAUGGUAACAUCAAUCAAGAACAGCCUGUUGUCAUCAAAGAAUUGAUUCCUAAAAUCUACAAUUUUCACACAAUUAUUCUCGAUUGUUCCACCAUACAAUUCUUGGAUACUGUUGGUAUUAAUACAAUGAAGAUGGUCCAGAAGGAUUAUAAUGAUGUUGGUAUCAGAGUCCUCCUGGCCAAAUGCAAUCCUUCAGUGAUUGAUUCAUUGAGUAGGGGAGAGUACUUUGGAGAAAACAGUAAGGAGAUGGACACUAUGCUUUUCUAUAGUGUGCAUGCAGCUGUUCAGUAUGCUGAAGCCAAGUGGUCAGAGUCAGGUAAUUCCUCUCUCUAAGUACUUCUGUAUUUGUUGCCAAAUAUUGACCAUUCACCAUGGAAAUAGCAAUAUGUGUUAAUUUUAAAAGAUUUGUUAUCCAGGCUAUGGAUCACUAGAAAUUUUAAUCAAUUCUGAUGUUAUAUGCCAUUGGUUGUGGCACAGAAAGUUAAUCUACUACACAUGGUGAUCAAGCAGAUUGCAAAGAUUCUUAUUUUGAUUUGACUCUGAUUUAACGGGUAAGUGAGGAAUUUUUACAACACAUUUAAUGUUCCUUGGUGAAGAAGGAAGGGAAUAAAGAUCAGGCUUGUGCACUUGGUUGCUGGCCAGUGAUCCUUGACAGAAUUAUUCUUCUACAUAAAGAGGACAGUAAUUGCAUAAAGAAUAGGUAUGAGUAAAUACAUUCAGAGUAGAAGGAUGAAAGGCUACUUUUUAAAGAUACUUUAAAAUGAGUUGUCAGUAGUGAUAACAUGAAUAAAGACUAUUGUUUGUCACAUGCUAAAAAAAACAACAGUAUCUGAGAUUUAAUGAACAUUUUUCUAAAAGAUAUAAUUUAGGACAUGUCCCUCUAAUGACAUAAUUCUGAGCAUGCAAAAUUUAGAUACUUAAAAUAAUUGCUGGCACAGAGACUGCAAUCAACUUGAAAUAUAAAUAAAUUAAGAUUCAUUAUUUAUAAUUCUGGUGUUUUAUUUGUUUUUAUUCUAUUCUAGCAUUGCUUUGUUGCUAUAUAAUGGACCGGUAAUUUUGGAAACAAUCUGUACUUUUCUGGUCAGCAGUUGUGGAUUUCAAGCUGAAUUGUGUCCAUAAGCAAGGCUAAUUAGUUGUCUCUAAAUGAAUAAUAGUACAACAAACUACAAAACAGAAUAAUUUGAAUUAAAACUCAAAUUGUUGCUUAUUUACAGUCCAGCUGUUGCACGAAAGUGGUCUUUGCUUAAGGGUGUCUUUUGGGGAAAUUGGGUUAAUGUAUAAAAUAUGAUCUGAAAUAAUUAUUGUUACAGCACUGUGAUGGGUUCCAAUGUGUAUAACAAUUAAAACAGCACUUAUCUAUAAUACUAUGAGAUUAUGAAAAAGUCAGCAAAAUAUUAAUAUUUUUAAACUGCAUUUGUCAUAUCAUUUGUUGCAUUUAUUAAUUCUGUAUACAUUGAAAAAAUGAUUUCACGUCUGUAUUUGA
Molecule: messenger RNA, 3448 nt
Organism: Pristis pectinata (smalltooth sawfish)
Lineage: Eukaryota; Metazoa; Chordata; Chondrichthyes; Rhinopristiformes; Pristidae
Product: sulfate transporter-like
Exons: 3
Coding region: 136-2298 (720 amino acids)
Biological process (GO): transmembrane transport
Cellular component (GO): membrane
Molecular function (GO): bicarbonate transmembrane transporter activity; sulfate transmembrane transporter activity; chloride transmembrane transporter activity
Source: RefSeq, a predicted model, not a curated record